Episyrphus balteatus (marmalade hoverfly) is the source of this 2294-nucleotide messenger RNA. RefSeq lists its product as uncharacterized. The record is from RefSeq and is a predicted model, not a curated record. The transcript has 8 exons. Lineage: Eukaryota; Metazoa; Arthropoda; Insecta; Diptera; Syrphidae. The coding region runs from base 286 to 2133 and encodes 615 amino acids.
GAACUAAAUUCCAGAAAGUUAGUAGCAAAAGGACAGUGUGCAAACAUAAGUUAAUGUGUAGUUUUUAUAUUUCGACUUUAUUUUGAAAUUUUAAAAUAAUGGUUUUUAAGUUUGUUAAAAAAAAUACUGGAUGACUUUUGAACGCGCUUAAUAAAUUUGCAUUUUUCAAUAAAGAUUCUAAUAAAAGAUACAAGGUACUUCCCAGGCUCUUGAGAACAGCCUAACAUCAAAUCAAGUUAAUCAAGAAGUGACACCUUUCUAUCCCUUGGAUUUUGAUUUUUUGUAAUGGGGGAAUCACAAGGUUAUCCUAAAUUAUAUGGCAGUCCAUCUGCUCAGUCAUACGUAGCCCCGAUUGAGAUGCCAUCCUCAUCAACUGGCGCAGUGCAGUUUCAAGAAGGAACACCUUCCUUCUCAUUAGAUUUUGUUCCAGAAAGUCGUGCAGCCCAAUCGGGCUGCAAAUGGAACAACCAAACGGCAGUUCAAUGUCAAGAAGUGACACCUUCCUAUCCCUUGGAUUUUGAAAUGGGGGAAUCACAAGGUUAUUCAAAAUCAUAUGCCAGUCCAUCUGAUCAGUUAUGCACAGCCUCUAUUGAGAUGCCAUACACAUCAAUUGGUGCAGUGUCGCUUCAAGAAAGAGCACCUUCCUUCCCAUAUGAUUUCGUUCCAGAAAGCCGUGCCAGUUCCAUCGUUCAACCAUUUGCAGCCCAAUUUGAAUUACCAUCAACAUCAAAAGGUACUAUCCAAGCUCUCGAGAACAGCCAAACAGCAAGUGAAGUUAAUCAAGAAGAGACUUUUUCCUAUUCCUGUGAUUUUGAUUUUGAUAUAGGGGAACCACAAGGUUAUUCUAAAUUAUGUGCCAGUCCAUCUGGUCAGUCAUGCACAGCCUCGAUUGAGAUGCCAUCCUCAUCAAUUGGCGCAGAGCCGAUUAAAGGAAGACCACUUUCCUUCCCAUUGGAUUUCGUUCCAGAAAGUUGUGCCAGUGCCAUGCUUCAACUAUUUAUAGCCCAAAAAGAAUUACCAUCAAUAUCAAAAGGUACAACCCAAGCUCUUGAGAACAGUCAAACAGCAAAUCAAGUUAAUCAAGAAGUAACACCUUCCAAUCCCUUGGAUUUUGAAAUGGGGGAAUCACAAGAUUAUUCAAAAUCAUAUGCCAGUCCAUCUGAUCAGUCAUACAUAGCCCCGAUUGAGAUGCCAUCCUCAUCAACUGGCCCAGAGCCGACUCAAGAAACAACACCUUCCUUCCCAGAAAUGUAUGCCAGUCCCACCGUUCAAUCAGGUCCAGUCCAAAUGGAAUUACAAGAUACUACCCAAGCUCUCGAGAACAACCAAAUGGCAAGUCCAGUUGAUCAAGAAGUUUUACCUUCCUAUCCCUUGGAUUUCGUAAACGCUAUGAGGGAAUCACUAGGAUAUCCUCCACUAUAUGCCAGUGCAUCUGCUCAGUCAUGCACAACCUCGAAUGAGAUGCCAUCCACAUCGAUUGGUGCAUUGCCGUUUCAAGAAACAACACCUUCCUUCCCAGAAAUGUGUGCCAGUCCAAUCGUUCAACCAUUUGGAGCCCAAUUUGUAUUACCAUCAACAUCAAAAGCUCUCGAGAACACCCAAACAGCAAGUGAAAUUAAUCAAGAAGUGACACCUUCCUAUCCCUUGGAUUUUGAUUUUGAAAUGGGGGAACCACAAGGUUAUUCUAAAUUAUGUGCCAGUCAAUCUGAUCAGUCAGGCACAGCCUCGAUUGAGAUGCCAUCCUCAUCAAUUGGUGCAGUACCGUUUCUAGAAGGAUCACCUUCCUUCCAAUCGGAUUUCGUACCAGAAAUGUAUUCCAGUCCCAAUGUUCAGCCACUUGCAGCCCAUAUUGAAUUUCCAUCAACAUCAAAAGGAACUACCCAAUCUCUCGAGAAUAUCCAAAGAGCAACUCAAAUUGAUCAAGAAGUGUUACCUUCCUAUCCCUUGGAUUUUGUAAACGCUAUGAGGGAAGCACUAGGUUAUCCUCCAUUAUAUGGCAGUGCAUCUGCUCAGUCAUGCACAACCUCGAUUGAGAUGCCAUCCACAUCAAUUGGUAUGCCUCAAAACUUCCAAGCUUCCGUGAACAACAGAAACAAUUACCCAAAUCAACCGGAAAAACCAUCAUAUCCAUAAUCUAUAACUCCUCGAUGGUGACCCAAGGACGAAUACGGGUUGACUUCUUGAAGGGGUCAUGCAGAAAAAAAAAUUUCAAUUUAUAUUUUAUUUAUAGAAGAGAAAAUGCAUACAUAAGCAUAAAUAUAUAAUAUUAUAAAAAAUAUGUCUAAUAAAUAAAC